AAGCCCGCGGUUUACAAAAUCUACUGCAGGAGUAACGUUAAGUAAAAUAGUAUAAAUAACAUAGUUUCCCCCCUUAACUAACCUGCUGGAAUAGUGACAAAGUUCUGCUAACGCCACAGUAACGUCAACCCGUAAUACAGUCGUUGAAAUUGUAGCGACAACCCUGCAAUUUUAGAACCAAACACCUCACGGCAUCAUUGUUUUGUUUGUAGUGGCAGUAACGUUAGCAGAUGGCUAGUUAGCCAAAUAGCACAGGGGAGGUAACGUUACCUUGUCAACUAGUGUCAACUGAAACUGCUCUGCCCUUGUAGGAAAUACAAGUCGCACAAUUUCUUUCUACGACUUGGGCUGGAUAACACACAGCAAUGUCGGUGUCAACUGGGGCUCGUUUUGGGGGGAGCCAAAGCAGCAGAGUUAAAGGAGACACUAUUUGUGUGGUGCCCGACCUGCACUCUGAUCUCCUGGAGGAUGAUGACUAUGACCUGAAUAAGUCCUACCCAUGUACUCAGAGACCGAUGUACAAGAGAAGCCUCUGGGCAUUGCAACAUCGUUAUCAUCCUGAUUAUUUUAGAGGUGAAACUUUGGAUGUUUGUACUUCCGUCGCAGCAAGAAACCUCCAAAUCUCUAGCUUACAUCCUGGCUCCCGAGUUUCUGCUGUCUCCCUGCCACACCCAUCCACUAUGUCAGAGGCCAAGGAAAGCUUGGUUCGUCAGCUCACUUCUGGAGAGUUUGGCCUGUCGGGAUCUCCAUCUGCCCUCAACCCAAACAAAGUCAUUCUUACGGUUGACUUUAAAACCAGUGAGAUUUUGACAGCAAAUGAACAGGCCUUCAAAAUGUUUGAAUGCACCACCAAUGAGCUGAUUGGAAAAAAGCUGUCCUGUGUCUUAAAGAAAACCAGUCAGGUCCUGGAGGAAGCUUUGGAAGACGAUUUUCCUCUAGUGGAUGGAACUAUUGCGGCUGUGUCUGGAAAAGUGGUGGAUGUUGUGACAUUAUCUGGUGAGGUGCCAGUGUCAGUCUGUACCCACAGAUGGUCACAAGAUGAAGAACCCUGGCUUGUCAUGAUGGAAAGUGUGGAAAGGGUAUCAGCCUUACUGUCCUUUUCACAAGAUGGCAGUAUCCUAACCUGUGACUUGGCGUUUGCCCAUCUCCAUGGAUACCACCAUCCUGACGAGUUAAAAGGGUUGUCUGUGAAGGAGCUCAUCCCCUCUUUACAAAUCCCACUGCACUGUAAUGCAUUGCCCAAAAUGCUGAGGGUUCAGAGGGUGUGUGGGAAAAGCAGAGGGGGUGCAUCAGUUCCGCUGUGUGUCAAACUUCAGGGGGCAGUGGCAUUUGGGAGGCCCCAAGAUCAAAACAAUGGAACUGGUUGCGCUUGCCCAACAGAGAGUCUUGAAAGACCAGAAGCACAGGACAAUCAGCCAUGCUCUCUUCUCACCUCAUCUGUGUGCAAGUCAGAAGGCUCGAACCCUGAAGAGCCAUCCUCUGAGGUGAAAGUGGACAGCAAUGUCCUCUCCCCCGGCCCUGCACUGGAAUACUCUGGAACAGUUUGGGCAUUUGCUCCUCUGAGCGGUCUCCUCCUGCUCCGCCCUGAUGGCUCAAUCUACAGCAUCCACAACCACCUCGCUCUCAGUCUGUUUGGCUACGACAACGACGAGUUGCUGAGCAAGAGUGUCACUUUUCUGAUGCCCGGAUUCUAUGGAUGGAUGUCUGGCUCUGACAGAAAGUCCAGCCCCUUCUCUGAUUCUCAAGCAGAGGCUCAUAAAAGUACAGCCUCAUCCAAAACAUCAGGGAAAUAUGACCCUUCCUCGCUGGUGGCUGGUGAUAUGGCCAUGGUGCAGCAGGCUGUCCAGGGAAGAGACUCCACAGGGAGAGGCAGGAUCUUUACUGGGACCAACUCCAGGCUUGAGAAACCAGGCAGCGCUUUGUCGACCCUUUCUCCUCCUGCUGUCACCUCCACACGAGUGGUUAUGGCUGAUGACACUACAGAGCUGAUGGAGGAGGCAGCCAUGGUUGCUCUCUGCACCAGCCAGCUAGACAGUGGUGAUACCACUCAGGCUCUCCUCAAGACCUUUGUUAUGGUUCUAGAACCUGCAGAAGAAGAGACCUACUGCCUGGUUCCCACCGAACCACCUCACCAUAACCGAGAACAGCAGCUCGACCGUAAAGCUCAUAAAAUUAAUCAACCUGCCAUCAAGCUCAUCCCAGACCACAGCCAUGCUGUUGGCAAGGUGGGUGGCCCCUCUCCUGAUGUAGGCAAAGACCACCGCUCACAUGCCUCUGUCCUCCAAGACUCCAGCUUCGAGGUCAUCUCACUGGAGAGCAGGUCUUCCUCUGGCUUCUGUGAACAGUUUGCCGGCCAUUGUGGUUCUGAUCCAGGCCAGGCAGAGGACACUCGUUCAGCACACAGAGUGGACUCAGCCAGCUGUUUCCUGGACCUUAACAGCAAUGGUGAUCUGGUGACCCGGGCCCUCAGCGACUUAGAUCUGAGCGGUAGCGUAGAACUUGUCAGUGGUGGAGGGUACCAUGAUAAUAACCAACACUCCAUGAUAUCCUGUGAUACUGCUGAGCUCCUGCGUACACCCUCGUACACCCUUGCCCUGGUAGGGUCCGACCAUGAAGCAGAGUCUGUUGACGCCUGCGUAGAGGCCAGAAACAGCUCAAAUAAAGAGCAAGUAGAAAACAACCAGGAUCAGUGGGGAGCUCUCUCUUCAAUUCACAAAGAAAAGAGCCAAGAGUUCUGCCCGCCAAUUACCAGUGGGAUUCAGUCAAUGACAGACAUUCCCGCCACAUCUACUCCUAAGAAACAGAAGGUGAAUGUACACAGCCCGUCCUCAGACACCACACAGAUACUGGAGGGGCGAUGCGAAGGAAGCGCGUACCACAGAGAUGGCACGAGAGUAGAUGUGCAGUGUGAUGUGCUCAGGACCGACCUCCCUGAUGGAAGCUCCAUGUUCUGUGUGUGGAUGAGUAGGCCUGGCCAUCGGGGGACACUAUUACAAACAGAUGGAUCACUGCACAACCAAUCAGGAGCCAGUCUAGGAGAGAGGAUUGGGCAGGCUUUGCGCUCCACCAUGGACCUAGAUCAGUCUCGAGCCUGUGAUGGGCAGUUUGAAGAAGUGUACCAGCCUCUUAAAGCUGUGGGUAAAGGAGCCUUUGGUUUUGUCUGGAAGGCAAUAAGGCGCUGUGAUGGAGUAGAAGUGAUAGUGAAGUUCAUUAGCAAGGGCAGGAUAGUGAGUGACUGCUGGGUCGAUGACCCAAUGCUGGGACGAGUCAGCCAGGAGAUUGCAAUACUGACCCGAGUACAGCACCACAACAUAGUCAAGGUGCUGGAGGUGUUUGAGAAUGGGAGCUACUUCCAGAUGGUGAUGGAGAAACAUAGCGAAGGCUUGGACCUUUUUGAGUUCAUAGACAUGCAGCCACGGCUGGAUGAGCCCCUGGCCAGCUACAUCUUUAGACAGCUGGUGGCUGCUGUCUUCCAUCUGAGGUCUAAGAACAUUCUUCACAGGGACAUUAAAGAUGAAAACAUCAUCAUCGACAAGUGUUUCCACAUUCGACUGAUUGACUUUGGCUCUGCUGUCAUGAUGGCUCCCAGGAAGCUCUUUUACAAUUUCUGUGGCACACUGGAGUACUGCUCCCCGGAGGUGCUUCAGGGAAAUCCCUAUGAGGGUCCAGAGCUGGAGAUGUGGUCUCUCGGUGUGUUGCUCUACACGCUGCUAUUCAGUGAAAACCCUUUCUGUGGCGUUGAGGAGAUCCUGGAUGCCAAACUAAAGCCUCCGUUCCCCCUCUCUCCAGACCUGCAAGAUGUGUUAUGUGGACUGCUGCACCCUGAUCCCGCUCAGAGAAUGACUCUGGACCAGCUGCUGCUGGAGUCCUGGAUCAGCCAGCCCAUUUCAAUGUCCGAGUACAGCUGGACAGAGGUGGUGCCUGCAACUCAGAGCUUCUACUCGCCACAGCACCAGGAGUCCAGUCCUAAAGUGUUUGUCGGGCAAGGCUUGUUUCCAGAUGGACACGAUGAGACUCUUCCUGAUGAUGAGGAGGAGGAAGAUGAGGAUGACAGGAUGUCAAUGGUGGCCCUGGAAACAGAGCUUCAGAAGUACCUCCAUGAAGAUUGAAGACUGAAUUGAAAGGGAGUGGCAGCCCAACCAUCCGUCCAACAGUUAGUGUGCAGCAGUGCAGAGAGGACAUGAAAUGCAAAAUAAGAAAAGGGAAGCUUGUCUUAGUCAAAGGACAUAAUCAUACACUCCCGUCUACACAUAAUCUUUAGAGACAAAUGGCCCUCUGCCUUUAUGAAGUAGGCACAGCUCACUACCAAGUGUAAUGAAUAUCAUUAUCAAGCUGUUGUUGCAAAGCAAAAGCAUCAUGAUGUAGUUGUGUUUUCCUUUUUCAUUGUAUCUGUUUUAUUUAUUUGGAUUUAGGGAAAACUUGAAGCAUUAAAAUGAUAAUUAUUGUUCACGGAUCCAGCGGAUGCCACCCGAAUGAUCACAACCUUGUGUUGAUUCCUUCAACAAUUUGAUUGAAGUUGAAGGGAAUUGUUUUACUGAUCUAGCUUUUAUUUACCAAAUGUUUGUUUUAUGUUCAUGAUUUUAAACUUGAGAGUUUUAAUUAAAAAUUGUAAGUAUAUUUACAAUAUUUUAUUUAUUUUUAUACAUUAAUAAAUAUUUGAUGACAAUUAUGUUUCUUUUUAUAUGUUUGCCUGUUGAUCAGAACUGUAGAAAAUGUUUUCAUGUUUGUCAUGCUAACAUUGUAAAUGUAUUUGAAUUUUAUAUUCUUUAUUCAGUCUGAACAAUAAAUCAUUAAAUGCAAAGCAAUAACA
Molecule: messenger RNA, 4810 nt
Organism: Cottoperca gobio
Lineage: Eukaryota; Metazoa; Chordata; Actinopteri; Perciformes; Bovichtidae
Gene: pask
Product: PAS domain containing serine/threonine kinase
Exons: 21
Coding region: 366-4109 (1247 amino acids)
Biological process (GO): intracellular signal transduction; protein phosphorylation; negative regulation of glycogen biosynthetic process
Cellular component (GO): nucleus; cytosol; cytoplasm
Molecular function (GO): ATP binding; protein serine/threonine kinase activity
Source: RefSeq, a predicted model, not a curated record